AUGACAGACGCGACAUCGACGACGACAACGGCUGCGUUGGCGAGGGGAGGGGUGGAGAAAGUGGAGCGAUGUGGGGUGCCAGGGAUGAUCUACAUGCUGAGCGAUGCCGCAGCCCCUGUUAUGGUGUCAAUGGAACCGAUCCGGGAGGGCCCGAAACGCAGGCAGAAGAAGCAUGGGCAGGAGCAGGCCAAGAAAGCCAAGACCUGUCGGGCUGUAAUGGCACGAUGGCAGGCACCUUCCACCAAAGGCGGUCGCAUCAUCGCCAUCGCCCACGAAGGCUACAUCGUUCACACCGCGAAGAGGACAAAACCCAUGCCCCACGCAGCCACCCUUCUCAGAAACUGUGUGCAAUGGCUCUGCCAUCUGGACACGGAAACCAGCCGCGCGUCCUCCGAUGAUAAGCCAUUGCUGGCCAUCGUUGGCAAGCCACUCCAAUUCGUGGAGAGACUCCUCGCAGCGCUUCACUUGGCGGACACCAUUGACGUGUGCGAAUGGGAUCCCCAACACGGAGAACCCCCACAGGCGGUACUGUGGAUGGGUACCCGGGGUUCAGGCGAUGUGUGCUCGCUUGCAGACGCGGGAGAAUGGAAGCACGUCGUUGACUUUGUGCAACAAGGUGGAGGGCUGCUUGUGGCCAUGUGCCCGUGGGGGUUUGAGCAGAUUACCGGCGCAGACGUGGCCACCAGCUGUGCACAGAACCACGUGCUGCGCCACUUUGGCCUUGCGUUUGGUGCCGAGUCUCUCCACAGCCACGGACCGCUCACCGUCGUCGCCCCGCACCUCGCUGUACCACCGGACUGCCGGUCCGUUGAGUCCUCCCAUGCCGGGCAGCGUCUCCGCAGCCUUGAUGACUCAGCACCGGUGUGGAUGCUUGCUGACGACGCGCAGCACAUCUGCAGCGCACUUGGUGCCUUGCCACUCGACACAAUCGCCGCAACGACAACAACAACAGCAACAACGUCGACAACAACAACAACAGCAGCACCAUUCGGCCUUGCAGGCAGCAGUCCACACCCACAACGCCAGCACCAGCAGGGUGGUGGAAGUGAUGCGCGGGUGGGUGCCGAGGCCGUCGCGUUCGUGCGCGCGUGCGAACGGCUGGCGUGCGAUGCCAUGAGGAGUGGGGAUCUUGUGCACGCCGAGCAAGCAGCACUGCGAACGAUUGCAACGGAGAAACCAGAGCCAGAGCACUUCCACCUCGACCUUCUCGGGGAUGGCGGUGGCAUGAUGGUGGCUCGCAGAAUCGCCGUGUGCCUCGCACGCACACAUCAUCACCACCAGCAACAGCAGCAGCCCAUUGCUGGCGGUGGUGGUGAUGGCGACGAAAGCGCUUCCACUGCACCAAAACCAGCGCAUGGGGUGCCAACACCACAACCACCACCACCGUCGUCAUCGUCAUCUGGUGUUCAGACGGUGCUGUCGGCCGUCAAACAUGUGUUCGCGCCAUCCACAACCGAUGGUGGCGACUCCGCAGGUCGCAUGCAUCCCAAAUCAGGUGACCUUGGCAGUGGAGGCGACGAUGAUGAUGACGAUGACAACGAUGACAAUGAUGGCAGCCGUGGCGGCGACGGUGCAGGUGUGGGGGCGUGGCUGCCGGGUGUGAGUGUGUUCCCCAACAUGGGCUGGACAGCGGAGCGGUUUGUCGUGGACCCGGCACCACAGACGCUUCGCAUUGCCAGCGAGCACAAGGAGUGGGUGAGCACGGGCCUCUACCUGCCACCGAGCACCACCAUGCGUGUUGCUGUCCACGGCUCGACCGGCAAGCACGGGCCCCUGCACCUGUCCCACUGGCAGGUUCGCAUCGGUUGCCACAAGGACCGCCUGCUGCACCUUCAGGACUGGCGCAGAUGGCCCGACAUCUCCCACACAUACGCUCUGCACCACGGUGGCGGUGGUGAUGGUCAUGAUGGUGAUGGUGCGUUUGUGUCCACGACGUUUGUCACGAGCGCAUUUGGCGGUCUCGUGUACAUCGAACACACCGCAGCGCAAUCAGAGAGGAUUGUGCUUGACGUGUCGCAUGUCGUGCCGUCUGCCCACUGCUGUCUGGACGAAAUGACCUGCGACGACGAUCUUGCGUCAUGGCACGAGCGUCUCAACCGCAGCCCCUGGUGUGAACUUGAGAGCGAGCACUGCAUCUUCACGGUGCCGUCGUUGGCUCUGACCGCCCGCCCGAGCCUCAACACGUACGCCAACAUCAGCGCCGUGCUGGCGUUCUGGGACCAGGUGCUGGAGUCGCAUUACGACCUCGUUGGCACCACUCCGCCGCGGCGCAAGGAGCGCGUGGUGGCUGACGCUCAAAUCUCAGCAGGAUACAUGCACGCUGGGUACCCUGUGAUGAUACAGCUCGACCAGGUGCUCAGGCCGAUUGACAAAGCGCCCAUGCUUCUCGAUGCCUCAAACCUCCAGCACAAGGGCAGCUGGGGGCUCUUUCACGAAUUCGGUCACCACAUCCAGGACCCACGGUGGACAUUCCAGGGCACGGGCGAGGUGACUGUCAACUUCUUCACGCUGUAUUCGAUGGAGACAGUGGUGCACAUUCAGCCGUGGCGUCAUCCCUGGCUGCAGCGCCACAAGCAGACUGCUGCCAAGUUCCUCCAAGCGGAGGAGCCCGCUGCCGCCAAAUUUGAACAGUGGAAAUCGCAACCGUGCAUGGCUCUUGUGACAUAUGCCCGCUUGCAGCACGCGUUUGGGUGGGAUGCGUUCAAGCGGUGUCUUGCUGCGUACGAUGAAGGCGAGGGCCGUCAUCCACACACGGAACACGACAAGAUCAACACGUUUGUGGAGCUCAUGUCGCUUGCCGUUGGCUGCGAUCUCAGCCUCUACUUUGCUGCGUGGGGGUGGCCUGUUGCCUUUGGGGGUGAGGGUGAUGGUGGCUCGGCGUGGCGACAGCGCUGCAGCCCGCUCACACCAGGCGACCUCACAGCCCUCCUCACCAUUACCACCUGA
Messenger RNA from Salpingoeca rosetta, 2946 nucleotides. RefSeq lists its product as uncharacterized. The record is from RefSeq and is a predicted model, not a curated record. NCBI's taxonomy places the organism in Eukaryota, Choanoflagellata, Craspedida, Salpingoecidae. Bases 1 to 2946 code for a protein of 981 amino acids. The transcript has 10 exons.